Amaranthus tricolor (Joseph's coat) is the source of this 1713-nucleotide messenger RNA. RefSeq lists its product as uncharacterized. Gene Ontology annotation, molecular function: transaldolase activity. The transcript has 7 exons. NCBI's taxonomy places the organism in Eukaryota, Viridiplantae, Streptophyta, Magnoliopsida, Caryophyllales, Amaranthaceae. Bases 134 to 1465 code for a protein of 443 amino acids. Gene Ontology annotation, cellular component: cytoplasm; intracellular anatomical structure. Gene Ontology annotation, biological process: carbohydrate metabolic process; pentose-phosphate shunt. The record is from RefSeq and is a predicted model, not a curated record.
UUUCUCGCUCUGUUCACAAACCGAGGUGGUUGAAAUUUUGUGUCUUCUAUAUAAUAAUAAUGAUACUCAUCUUUCAUCAAUAUCUGCCCAAAUACCAUUUGUAUUAUCUCUUACCUCCCUUUCUCUCUCUUCCAUGGCGACUAUCUCUAAGCUUUCUAACCCUAUUGCGCCAUGUUCGUCGCAUUUCAACACCAGAUCUUCAUCAUCUACUCAACUCCUCAGAAAUUCUUUAAUUUUUGAUGUUAAUUCGAAAUCGCUCUUCAAAUCUGGAUUAUCCUCUUCUCGAUUGUCCUCGCAAUCCAAUCGCGCUUCUUCCUUUCCUUUUCUCGUUAAGUGCUCACAAUCCAGUGGAAAUGGAAGCGCUGUAAAGAGGACUACUCUGCAUGAUUUGUACGAGAAAGAAGGACAAAGUCCUUGGUAUGACAAUCUUUGCAGGCCUGUUACUGAUUUGCUUCCUUUGAUUGAUAAUGGUGUUAGAGGCGUCACCAGCAAUCCUGCGAUUUUCCAGAAAGCUAUUUCGUCUUCUGAUGCUUAUAAUGAUCAAUUCAGUGAACUUAUUAAAUCCGGAAAGGACAUUGAGAGCGCUUACUGGGAGUUGGUAAUCAAGGACAUUCAAGAUGCAUGCAAACUUUUUGAGCCAAUAUAUGAUCAAACUGAUGCAGCUGACGGUUAUGUUUCGGUUGAAGUUUCUCCUAGACUUGCAGAUGACACUAAAGGUACUGUAGAGGCUGCUAAGUGGCUUCACAAAGUGGUGAAUCGGCCUAAUGUGUACAUAAAGAUUCCAGCCACUGCUCCUUGCAUACCUUCAAUCAAAGAGACCAUUGCCAAUGCUAUAAGUGUCAAUGUUACUCUCAUUUUCUCUCUUUCUAGGUACGAGGCCGUGAUGGAUGCAUAUAUAGAAGGUUUGGAAGCUUCUGGUCUUAGUGACCUCUCCAAAGUGACAAGCGUCGCUUCCUUUUUCGUCAGCAGGGUUGACUCCUUAAUUGACAAGAUGCUUGAAAAGAUUGGAACACCAGAAGCUCUUGAUCUCCGUGGGAAGGCUGCUGUCGCGCAAGCAGUUUUGGCAUUCCAACUCUAUCAAAAGAAAUUCUCCGGUCCUAGGUGGGAGGCGUUAGUUAAAAAAGGUGCCAAGAAGCAGAGGCUACUAUGGGCUUCCACUAGUGUCAAAAACCCAUCCUAUCCCGACACUCUCUACGUUGAUCCGUUGAUUGGACCUGAUACUGUUUCAACAAUGCCUGAUCAGGCACUUCUUGCAUUUAUUGACCACGGAACUGUCUCAAGAACAAUUGACGCAAAUGUUUCCGAGGCUGAGGGCAUUUACAGUGCACUUGAGAAGUUGGGAAUUGAUUGGACCCAGGUUGGAUCGCAGCUGGAAGUCGAAGGAGUUGAUUCAUUUAAGAAGAGUUUCGACAGUCUGCUUAAUACCCUGCAAGACAAAGCCAACUCUCUGAAAGUAAACCUUUAAGUGUCAUUUUGUAUGAUCUUGAUGAAUUUAUAAGCAGUUCUAGUGAGUUUUCUUGUGCUUUUUUUUUUUUGGAUUGUUUAAGAAUUUCAAUAAACUGGCUGUCUUUGCCGACAUUUGGCUUUACAGUUUCUCCAUAAUUUGAAAGUUUGUGGAGAAUAUAUUAGGUCGGCAUCAAACUCGGAAAGAGUCAUCACGAGAAAUUUGGAAAAUAGAUGUUUAUGGAAUGAAAUUAUGAAACCAUUACAUUA